Metarhizium acridum CQMa 102 is the source of this 774-nucleotide messenger RNA. Lineage: Eukaryota; Fungi; Ascomycota; Sordariomycetes; Hypocreales; Clavicipitaceae. The record is from RefSeq and is a predicted model, not a curated record.
AUGGAUUUGUCUCUUGGAGCCCUCUUUACCAAGCUGGCCCCGAGCGCCAUUGCACUGGCCGUGUACUUUUGCUUCCUUGACGCCAUCCUCAUCGCACAGACUGGCUAUUACAAAGCAAAAGCCGCUCAGCAACGCGCCGCUGCCCACCGAGCUUUACAAGACAGAGCUUACUUGUCCGCUGCAGCAUCUGAGGACUCUCCUCUCCUAGGACGGCGCCGACGAAGCUCGACCGACCUCCCGGGUUCGCUGAUCCGUCACGAUACGCACAGAGAGUCUGCCCUCGAGCCAAUCCGAAAGGUGGUGACUGGCCAGGACGAGACGGUAGAGCGACGACCUUGGUUGAACAACCUGCUUGGGCUGGCCGCCAUUUACGUGAUUGGAUUUGCAGGGUGGUUCAUCUCCUACAAGGCCGGCAUUUGGGAUGGCGACAACGGCAUCCCCGACGGUGGGGUGUCAGAUCCCUCCACAGAAGAUGAUUUCAAGGCAAGGAAUUGGUGCGAUGCUAAGAGAAUUGAAAGCGCGAGAUUGCCUCAGAUUUUCAAAAACUACCAGGAAAAGUCCUGCGAGGGCCUGUCACUACUGUUCUUUUUGCUCUCCAUUACUGGAAAUCUGACGUACGGGCUGAGCCUUAUUUCGUACUCCCAGAACAAGGACUACCUGCUCAAUACGCUGCCCUGGCUUCUGGGCUCUCUGGGCACCAUGGUUGAGGACUCGACCAUCUUUGUGCAGUUUCGCAUUUACGGCGACAAUGCCCGCAGGCUAUCCUUGGCCUGA